Ostreococcus lucimarinus CCE9901 is the source of this 1722-nucleotide messenger RNA. RefSeq lists its product with no specific name. Gene Ontology annotation, molecular function: monooxygenase activity; oxidoreductase activity, acting on paired donors, with incorporation or reduction of molecular oxygen; iron ion binding. The record is from RefSeq and is a predicted model, not a curated record. Bases 1 to 1722 code for a protein of 573 amino acids. NCBI's taxonomy places the organism in Eukaryota, Viridiplantae, Chlorophyta, Mamiellophyceae, Mamiellales, Bathycoccaceae. The transcript has a single exon.
AUGCCGCUCCCGCUCGAUGUCACCGCGCGCGUCGCCGUCGCGCGCGCCGUCUCGGACGUCGACGCGCGCGCCGUCGUCGCGUUCGCCCUCGCGUUCGCCCUCGUCGUCGCCCUCGUCGUCGUCGCGCGCGCGCGGCGCGUCCUCGCGCGCGCGAACGUCGCCGCCGUGCGCUGGCGACCAAAGUUCUUGUGGCGGUUGUACCAGCGAAGCGCGCGGUCGCUGCUUCGGCGGGUGGAGGACAGGUUCUCGAGGACGGCGCGCGACGGCGGCGGCUCGGGACGACGCGCGUUCGGCGCCGUCGUCGGCGCGUGCCCGUUCGUGCACGUGGGAGAAGCGAAAUUGGCGAGGGACGUGCUUCGAGGAACGACGGUGAAAUCGCCGCUGUAUCACGCGUUCGAGGCGUUUUCGGGGACGGGGAUAUUCACCGCCGAGGGCGAGGAUUGGGAAGGGAAGCGCGGCGAGGUGUUGCGGGCGUUUCACGCGGUUGGAUUGCAGGCGUUGAGAGAUCGCGCGGUGGAAGAAAGCGCGAGAAUCGUUCGUGGGAUGAAGCUAGAGCUCGAGCGGGGCGGGACGAGGGAGAUGGAGACGCUCGCGUUGCCGACGCUUCAGCGCUUGGCGUUGCGAGUGACGUUCGGGUAUCUCACGGGGAAUUCUCUCGCCGAGGCGUGCGCCGAGGUGGGACGCGCGCAGGCGGACGUGGAGUCCGAGUAUUUAGCCGCCGCGACGACGUUGAGGCAUUUGAUUCCCGCGCGCGCGCGGAGCAUUUGGAUAUUUAGUGAUUUUUUAUACGGGUUGACACCGGUGGGUCGGCUCGAGGCGAAAAAUAUUAGGACGACCCGCAUGUUGUCGAGCUUGGCGCUGCGAACGGCGAAGAAAGACUCUCCGCUCGGGAUGUUACGAGGAGGUGAGAUGCAUCUGCGCGAACGAGCGGUUCGCGUCGGCGACGACGAGUUCCCCAAGGGACUCCUCGACGAGACGACGACGCUUUUGUUCGCCGGUCACGACACGCAGAGCGCGACGUUAUCUUGGGGUCUUCUGCGGCUCGUAGACAACGAGAAAAUUCAGAACGAAUUGCGCGUGAGUUUAUUUGACGAUGUGAUCGUCGAAGCGUUGGGUCUACCGUCGAAGCGUCGGAAAAAACGCGCGUCGUCAGACGGUAAAAAAGCGGCGUGGGCCACGUCCGCGUUCGCUCCGAUGCUCGAAUCCGUGAUUCGGGAGACGCUUCGUCUGCACCCAGUAGCGCCGCUCGUCGUGCGUAUGCUUUCGGCAGACGUUAGUAGCGCCGAGAUGACGAUCCCGAAAGGUUGUGCGGUGGGCGUGUGGCUGAGUUCGGUGCACCGCGACGACGCGGUGUGGGAUCGACCGGAGGAGUUCGACCCAAAGCGAUGGACUGCAACUUCGCACGCGCGAACGGGUUCGACGGGUAGUUUCACGGAAGAUAGCGAAGAAGAUUCGAGUCUGGGGCCGGCAUCAGGUAAGCCCGCGAGCGGGCUCAAGCAUAAGGGCGUCGGGUACAUGCCGUUCGCGUACGGUCCUCGUUCGUGCGUCGGGCAACACUUAGCUCAAGUCACGAUGCGCGUCGCGCUCGCGCAUCUCAUCGAGGCGUUCGAGUUCGCGCCGAGCGCGGACGUUGACGCGUCGACACCGUCUGUGGGUUUCACGGUCACGCCGAGCACGGGCGCACCCUUACGAAUUCGACUGGCGACGAAAAUUGAUCCAUAG